AUGGGUGCAACCUCUUUGGCUGGAAGAGUUACUAGGUUUUUGUCGUGUCGGCGACAAGGUAGUGUUGAGUCUGAAGACAGUGUUUGUGAUGUUGAGUUUGAUUUUCUUGAUGAUGGGGAAGUUUUCAUGUCGAGUUCUAGUAGUGACGAUCAAUGUCAUUCACUAGAAAUGGAAAUGGAUGAUGAUGAUGAGAAAGAUCUGAAUGGUAUCAAUGAGAUGAAUCGAAGCUUUUGGGACAGUCAACAUCAAGGAUUGCAGACGAAUGUGUACAGAACAAGUUCUUUGGAGACCAGGAUAAGAAGUGCGACGAAAGAAGCGAUUGAGGAAAUAAGUGCUUCUGGAACAGGAGUGUGUGGUUGCAGCAGAAAGAUGAAGAUGGGUGGAACAAGUUGUAGAAACUGCUUAAUGAGAGAAGUUUGUAGGAGGCUUCAGAAAGCUGGUUUCAAUAGUGCUAUUUGCAAAACUAAAUGGAGAACUUCAAAGGAUAUUCCAGCAGGUGAACACACAUUUUUGGAUGUGAUUGACAACACAAACCCAAAGAAAGGAGAAGUAAGAGUGAUGAUAGAGCUAAAUUUGCAAGCUGAGUUUGAGAUGGCAAGAGGAAGCAAUGAAUACAAUGAACUAAUCCAAAAGCUACCACAAGUGUUUGUUGGGAAAGUAGAAAGAUUAAGCAACUUAAUCAAAAUCUUAUGCAUUGCAUCCGAAAGAUGCAUGAAGGAUAAGAAAAUGCAUAUGGGACCAUGGAGGAAACAUAGGUACAUGCAAGCUAAAUGGUUAGGUCCAUGUGAAAGGAACACUUCAACAAAACCUCUUCCAAUGGGAUAUAGUAAUUCUGAGAGGAUUGUAACAAGACAAAAAUCAAAGGCUUCUAUGUUGACUAUUGAUUUGUUGGACAAGGUUCCAACGUUGCAUUGCACUGUUGUUGGAGUUGUCUAA
Messenger RNA from Vicia faba (fava bean), 936 nucleotides. Lineage: Eukaryota; Viridiplantae; Streptophyta; Magnoliopsida; Fabales; Fabaceae. The record is from the annotation of a GenBank genome assembly.